UUCGAAGCUAAUAAGAAUAGCUAGCCAGUAAGCUAAAAACAAGGUUCUUGUUGUUAGGCUUCAAACGGGUAAAAUGUCUAAAACACACUCACAGCCCCCGUCAUCUUCGGCAGCGACGACUACCGGGGGACCCUCCUCGUCCUCUUCGUCUUCGCCCGCAGGGGGCUCGACAUCUCCCGCAACCGUGUUGAACGUGCAGCCCGAGAAACCUCAACAUUACACAUAUCUGAAGGAAUUCAGAACUGAGCAGUGCCCCCUGUUUGUACAGCACAAAUGCACCCAACACAGGCCUUUUUCCUGUUUCCACUGGCACUUCCUGAACCAGCGGCGGCGCAGGCCCAUCCGCAGACGGGACGGGACCUUCAACUACAGCCCAGAUGUUUACUGUACCAAAUAUGAUGAGGGAACAGGCACCUGUCCUGAUGGAGAUGAAUGCCCAUUUCUACAUCGGACAGCAGGUGACACAGAGCGCAGAUAUCAUCUCCGCUACUACAAGACGGGAUCAUGUAUCCACGAAACAGAUGCAAAAGGCCACUGCAGCAAAAACGGCUCCCACUGUGCCUUUGCACACGGAUCACAUGACCUGCGCAGCCCUGUUUAUGACAUCAGGGAAGUGCAGGUAAUGGAGUCUCAGGGAGGCUCGGGGGCCACAGAGGGAGGUGGAGGAGAUGGACAGUCAGGACAGGCAGCAAGUACAGCCCUCAUAGAGAAGAUCCUGAGUGAGGAACCACGCUGGCAAGAAAACAACUACGUGCUGUCCCACUACAAGACAGAACUCUGUAAGAAGCCACCUCGUCUGUGCCGUCAAGGUUACGCCUGUCCAUACUACCAUAACAGCAAAGACAGGAGGCGCAGCCCACACAAGCACAAAUACAGAGCGUUGCCAUGUCCAGCUGUGAAGCAGAGUGAAGAAUGGGGGGAUCCCAGUAAAUGUGAGGGAGCAGAGGGGUGUCAGUAUUGCCACACAAGAACGGAACAACAGUUCCACCCAGAGAUCUAUAAAUCCACUAAGUGUAAUGACAUGCAGCAGUGUGGCAGCUGUCCCAGAGGGCCCUUCUGUGCCUUUGCUCAUGUUGAAAAGCCCUUUGUUCCAGAGGAGCCUUCAUUCCCCACACCAAGCUCCCCUCCACCCCCCAGACCUCCAGACCCUCUUCCUGCCCAGGAAGCUUCAAGUCCCAGCAAACACAACAUGGGGCCUGGGCCUGGUGCUGGUUCUGUUUCAGACCCCUUCUCCCCAUGUGCAGGAUCAUGUGUUGCAGAGCAGGGACUGCUGGGAAGUGUUCUGUCCCUGUGUGAGGAUGGGAGUGGAGGAGCCGAGCCCCUGUCUCCUUGGGCAGGAGAGGGAGGGUACUGCAGAGCGCCCGGGUUUGAGAGAGAGGAUCAGGCUAAGCAAAGGAGUUUUGCUCUUGAGCAGCGCAACAGAGAACUGUCAUCAACACAAAGCAAACAGGACUUGUUAGUGUUUCUGCCUGUAGGCAGCCCCUUGAGUCUGUCCUCCAGCAUCCCCUCCAGUCUGGCCGCCACCCCGCCCAGCCCCGCUCCUCUCGGACCACCGGGAUCCAGCAUCUCCUCAGGCAUGAACGCUAACGCCCUGCCCUUUUACCCCACCAGUGAGACUGUAGAGUCAGUUGUUGAGUCAGCCCUGGAUGAUCUCGACUUGAAUGAUUUUGGUGUGUCGGCGUUGGAGAGGAGCUUGGAGAGCAGCUCUGCUCUGCCCAGCGUGGGAGUUAUGCUGGGAGGUAGCCAGUUUCAGAGUUCUGCCCCAGUCAAUAUCCCAGGAUCCUUUAGCAGCUCUGCUCCUUUUAGCUCCCCUUCACCAUCUCCCCCAAUCAGGCCACACGCUUCACCGUUCUUUUCUACUCACCUGUCACAACCUGGCCAAUCAGAAAGCACCUUCUUGGGACCAUCUCAUAGCUCUUUAGGUCUGAAUGGUAUGAGCAGUAACAUCUGGGAGCAUUUCCCAUCAGGCCAGGGAUCCCCUGGCACACCCCCCACCCUUCUGCCCUCUGGCCCCUGUGCAGAGACUUCCAGGCUCAAACAGGAGCUGGAGGAAGCCCAUAGGGCACUGAAGCAGUGGGGUCACAGCUGGAGACACACAGCUCAGUCAUGGGCUGCGCUAAAAGCAGAUGCAGAGGAGUCCCGUGCCCAUGCAGCACGUUUAGCAGUGGAGGCAGAGAGGGCCAGGCAGGCUGAGGAGGAGGCACAGAGGCAGGCUUCUCUCCUGCAGGAGGCGCUGGAGAGCUUAAGGAGUGGAGACAAUCCCCAUCUAGCACUGCACCAACUCCAGCUACUACACCGACUGCCCCUGGAGUCAGUCCUCAGUUUGCAGGCUCAACUCUGUAGCUGCUUACAUGCUGUGGAACAGGUGGUGUACAGGAAACAGAGACAGUGCUGUGUGACGUGUGGAGAGCAGGGCUCAGUGUCCCUGCCCUGCGGCCAUGGACUACAGUGUGAGAGCUGCUCCACCUCGACAGAGUGCCCGCUCUGCCCUGAACAGACCCUGGAGCAGCAGCUCUCUUGACCUCACAACAUACUUGGACCACCACAGACCACCACAGAUUCCAGACCAGUCAGUCCUGAUUCCACUGAUACCAGCCUUUGAUUUCAGCCGCCAUUCAAACUUAUGUCGAGGUCAUUUUUAUAAUGUGGUAACCACACGAGCACUGAUCUGGUUUUGUAUUUUUUAGAUAAUGUUUACUGAGGAAAGACCAGUUUAUUUAGCACAGGUCAUGAAGCGAAAGCCCUAAAUAUUUAAUUUGGGAUGAAUCAUUUUUCAAGUGUUACCCAUGGAACACCAGUACAUUUUACUAGUUAUUGCUCUUGACCAGCAACACUGUUCUUUACCACUGUUCUUGAUUUGUGAAAAUAACUUCAAGACCUGCUGUUAUUUCUUCUCUAACGCUACUAUAAAACAUUAACAUACAUAGUACUUAAUCACAUUUGAUACAUUUUAAAGCAUAAGCUCACCCUCAUGACAUACUUCCAGAGUGUUAUCUAUCCAUCUGGAUAAUGGGAUUUCAGUGAUGGGCCACGGUCCUCAUAAACCACAAUCCUUAUAAUCAACAGUAUGAGGAAACAUUUUAAUGAGAAGUAUUUUCUACUGAAGUAAACCUACUAAUUGUAUAUGCCAUAUAGAAUGAAGUAUAACUGUGUUCAUGGAUGAGAUGCAUAUGCUUUUAACAUCACAGAAGUGAAUGUAAAACUACAGUUGUCUUCUUGGCUGUGAUGCUUGUCGGCCUCGUAGUGUCACUCUGCUGUGUGUCUACAUCCAGUUCAGGGCAGCAUGAGUAACUGCAUUACAGUUUCCGGAAAGAGUCAAAUAUAUUUGUGUUCUCUGACUGCAAAGAUCUCAAAACUUUCUAGAUGGAUGGAUGGCAGGGCAGCUUAGUUGUUUUUUGCUUUUCUAUUUGAAGGCGAUGAGCUGUCUUAACUCAAUCAACAGGUCUGACUGAAAACACUUACAAAGGUCAUAGUAUUUAGUUUCAUCCAGCAUUGAUCCUAUACUGCUAUAGCCAAAAGGGGGGGCCGUCAUACCAGUCUGCUGGUAGCGCUGGGCUAGCUAUUGUUUUAAUUUUCAUUGUUUCCAUAGUUUUUUUUUUAGCUAAAGAAAUUUAAAAUUGUCAAUUACUGUUGAAUAAUAACAAAAUAUUUAAAAAUGUAGUAAUAUUUGUUUAAAAUGACAACAGAUGGCCUCUGUUAAAGCACUCAGGUUUUCUCUAAUGUUCUUCUACAUAAACUGGAAGAGGAAAGCAUGUAAACGCAAUCAAGGCAAAUGUACUCAGUCAACUUGUGUAGUCUUUAAUUUUUAUUUUAACGCUUUUCAUGUAAACUCAAACAUACACAUUUUUGUUAAAACCGGCUCAUUUGUGUAAAAUCAACGUGUGACAGGUUUCUCUGCCAAAAUUUUUACAUUUGUAGUAACCUUUGACAUUUCAGUUUGUCAAAUGUAGUCUAAUGUGUGUGUGUGUGUGUGUGUGUGUGUCUAUAUAUAUUUAUAUGUAUAUAUAUAUAGAUAUCUGUCUAUCAUCUAUCUAUAUAUAUAUGUAUGUACGUAUAUGUAUGUAUACACACAAAGUUAAGCAAUGUCAUACUUAUCUCUUGCACUGAUUAGAAAAACAUCAGGAAGCAGACAGAUAUGUAAAGGCUUUGAGGUUUAAAUGCGGGUGUGAAAGUGUCCAUGAUCACUGUGAUGGUCUCCAUGCUCUGCAUACUGUGCACACACAACUCAUCCAACACCAGUGUUUCCCUCUGAGUGGAUUUUUCCCUUUGUUUUUGGUACAGAUCAUUAAAACAAAUUGUAUAUUUUUGGAGGAAGAAAUUGUCUGUGUGUUUGUUACG
Chelmon rostratus (copperband butterflyfish) is the source of this 4338-nucleotide messenger RNA. It is a transcript of the gene unk, whose product is annotated as unk zinc finger. Gene Ontology annotation, molecular function: mRNA CDS binding; metal ion binding. Gene Ontology annotation, biological process: cell morphogenesis involved in neuron differentiation. Bases 74 to 2521 code for a protein of 815 amino acids. Lineage: Eukaryota; Metazoa; Chordata; Actinopteri; Chaetodontiformes; Chaetodontidae. The transcript is spliced from 15 exons. The record is from RefSeq and is a predicted model, not a curated record.